ACAGUGGAAUUGCAAAGGAAAACGGAAAAGGCUGGUCCUGAGGGACUGAAAAGCCUAUGGGAAGUGCAGGUAGCAGCAUGCUGCCUUGACAGCUGUUUAAACUUCUCAGACCUUGUCAGUUUGCUGCUAUGUAGCAGGUGCAGCCUUUUCUUUUAUUGAAUCUUUACUCCAUAAAGGCAACGACAAGCCAAGGCAGUGGCUGGCCCUGGAUUAUACAAGUGCAGACACUACUAAGUGAGCUGGAACAUAUAAGUAAACGCAUAGGCUCAAGUGCCCACAUGAUCACUACAGCCAGGGUACCUGCCGAUAAACCGAUACGAAUUGCCUUCAGUCUAAAUGACUCCCCAGAUGAUGCACCCCCUGAGAAUGCCUUUCCUUUGGCUUUUCCAGAUCUAGAAAAGCAGCUCCAGCCUCUGCCUCCUUGCCAUGACUCAAAGGAAUCUAUGCAGGUGUUCAAACAGCACUGCCAAAUAGCAGAAGAAUAUUAUGAAGUCAAAAAGGAAAUUGCACUGCUUGAAGAAAGAAAAAAGGAGCUGAUCACUCGACUAGAUCAAGCUGAGAAAGAGAACAUGGAUGCUGCCCAGCUGACUAAGGAGUAUGCAGACCUGACGGAAGAGAACCGGACACUGAAGCUGGCCCAGACGCAAUGUGUCGAACAGCUGGAGAAGCUUAGAAUACAGUAUCAAAAGAGACAGGGAUCAUCAUAACUUUGAAUGAACCUGUCUGGGCCAAUAAAAGUCUCAGGUCGUUUCUGUGCGGGGCAACUGUUUUUUUCUUCCCCUUUCAAAUGUUCCCUCUAAUACAGCGUUUCCCAACUUGGUGCUCUCCAGAUGUGUUGGAUUACAGUAUGGCAGGCUGGGGAUGCUGGGAGUUGUAGUCCAACACAUUUGGAGGGCACUAGGCCAGGGAAGUCCACUCUAAUCUGUUGGCACAUUUCACUUACAGAAGAUGUGAAUGUCUCAAUUUGGUUUAAUGUUAGUUU
Molecule: messenger RNA, 982 nt
Organism: Elgaria multicarinata webbii
Lineage: Eukaryota; Metazoa; Chordata; Lepidosauria; Squamata; Anguidae
Gene: MAP3K7CL
Product: MAP3K7 C-terminal like
Exons: 5
Coding region: 279-707 (142 amino acids)
Cellular component (GO): cytosol; nucleus
Source: RefSeq, a predicted model, not a curated record